Molecule: messenger RNA, 6020 nt
Organism: Dalotia coriaria
Lineage: Eukaryota; Metazoa; Arthropoda; Insecta; Coleoptera; Staphylinidae
Gene: Prosap
Product: SH3 and multiple ankyrin repeat domains prosap
Exons: 12
Coding region: 568-4284 (1238 amino acids)
Cellular component (GO): dendritic spine; postsynaptic membrane; postsynaptic density
Molecular function (GO): ionotropic glutamate receptor binding; synaptic receptor adaptor activity
Source: RefSeq, a predicted model, not a curated record
AAAACUCUCGAAAAACAACGAAAAACACUAAAAAAUUGUUUCGUUUUAUUUUUUCUUAUUCAAAUCUUUCAUCUUCACUUGGUGCUUUUCGAUGGUUGUCACCGGAUGGGAGUGCGUGGUGCAUCAUUAUUGUAUAGACGUGUGAAAGUGCGCGCAGCCGGUCGAGAUUUUGUUGCGGGGGCGGUUGAACUCGCUUAAUGUAUCGCCGGGCGUAGAUUGUGCAACGCAGCAUCCGAGUCGAGACAUUUUUCCGCUUGGUCUCGUGUGAAUUUUCACGCAAUUUUGAUAUUAUCUACCGAAAUAAUCAUCGCGCACGUCUUACUACUUUUACUUGAUCAUCACGCCGAAUUACGCGCAUAACACGCGCUUAAUUGUUAAUCAAUUUAUAAAUAAUCAAUAUAUACAGCACUUGGAAUUAACGAAUUUAAACUAAACAUAUUUGUGGUGUAAAUAAAUGGAAUUUUAACUCAAACAACGUGAGUUCCUCCUCUCAAUGGAUAUGUGUACGGAAUUACAACAACUCACACAUGGGGAUGUGAGGGUAUAGUUUUCACGGUCGGAGGCGGCAUGGACGGUGGUGGCAGCGCGAUGGACGCCACCGGCGGCGGCCAGCCCGAGGAGGGUUACCUCCUCGUGCGCAUCCACGUGCCCGAGCUGAACGUGCAAAAGUGCCUACAGUUCCCCAGGGACCAACUCGUCUGGGACGUCAAGCAACAAUGUUUGGCUGCAUUACCAAAGGUGGCUUCUUGGUUCAGGGAAUUGAAGGAGAGCUUCAACUACGGGUUAUUCUGCCCGCCGGAGAACGGACGCGCCGGAAAAUUCCUCGAUGAAGAACGCCGAUUGGGGGAUUAUCCAUUUAAUGGCCCCGUGGGAUAUCUUGAGUUGAAGUACAAGCGGCGCGUGUACAAGAUGAUGAGCCUGGACGAGAAGCAGCUCAAGAGUCUGCAUACGCGCGCGAAUCUUCGACGAUUCCUGGAUUAUGUCACCAACGGGCAAGUUGAGAAGAUCACCAAGAUGUGCUCGAAGGGACUCGAUCCGAAUUUUCACUGCCAGGAUUCAGGAGAAACACCUCUGAGUAUAGCUACUGGUAUAAAGAAGCCUGCAAAAGUAUUGAUUGCGUUGGUCAAUGGCGGUGCCCUUCUGGACUAUCGUAAUCGUGAUGGUUCUACAGCCAUGCACCGUUCAGUGGAGCAUAAAAGUUUGGAAGCGAUGAAGACAUUGCUGGAACUAGGCGCGUCGCCGAACUACAAAGACGGCAAAGGGAUCACACCACUCUACCUCACCAUCACGCACAACGCUGAUCCUGUCUUCACCGAGACGCUGCUGCAUGACCAUGCUACCCUUGGCGCGCAGGACCUGCAGGGAUGGCAGGAGGUGCAUCAGGCCUGCCGGCAGGGUAUGCUUCAGCACCUGGAGCACAUGCUCUUCUAUAGUGCUGAUAUGAAUGCGCGUAAUGCGUCCGGUAACACUCCGCUGCACGUGUGUGCGGUGAAUAAUCAGGAGUCUUGUGCUCGGCAACUGCUUUUCCGUGGGGCCGAUCGCCAGGCACUGAACUAUGCCAAUCAAACGCCAUAUCAAGUGGCUGUAAUUGCGGGUAACAUGGAACUGGCUGAGAUCAUUCAACAAUACCGCCAGGAAGAUGUCGUUGUCUAUCGCGGCCCGCCAUCGUACAAUCCGAAACGGCGUUCCGCCAUCGGAUGGCUAAAUCGUGCUCCGUCCAUGAGUUGUCUAGCCCUUCCUCCAUCCCCAUGUCCCAGCGACCGCUCCUCGGCCCCGUACAGUUCGGCGAGCUCGAGUAUGAGCGACGGCAGUAGUAACGUGCCGCAUGGAAUCGAAACAGACAAUGCCAGCAUCAUCACAGAUAAGAGUCUUGUGGAUAGUGACAUUAUCAGCGACAGUUCCGGUGUGGGAACUGCAAAUUCAGACACAACUAGUGGAAGUAUUUCGAUGCCUGGCACGACGGUUGUGUGUGUCGAGGCGUACAAAGCCCAAGAAGAAGGACAUAUUAGUAUUAGUCUUGGGGACAUUAUUGAAAUUACCGGCGCGACUGAUGACGGCUUCCUUGAAGGAAUUCUAAAAUCAGGCAGCAAUAGAGUUAACGGUUUGUUCCCCGUGAAUUGCGUGCAGGAAGUACGCCUACGCCAUCAUCACAAUAUCCAAACACCAAUGAUGGUUGCUCGUGACCGACAAAAUGGCACCUCGAACGGUAACCGCAGUGAUGGUGGUCGUGUUCUGGGACGUAGGGAGAGUACCUCGAAACAUUUCGCGACUGCACCUAGAGUGAAAAAGAACUUCAACCAAAUUGGGUAUGAACCGCGCACGGUGGUGUUGCAUCGAGGUCGCAAAGGUUUCGGUUUCAUUUUGAGAGGUGCUAAGGCCACCUCGCCGUUAAUGGAGUUGACACCUUCGGAAAAGUGUCCAGCACUGCAAUAUUUGGAUGAUGUGGAUCCAGGAGGAGUGGCGGACAUGGCUGGUUUGCGUAAAGGAGACUUCCUAUUGGAGAUCAAUAAAGAAGACGUCUCAUCAGCGUCGCAUGAACACGUCGUGGACUUAAUUCGGAAGUCUGGGGAUCUGGUUUCCAUGACGGUGGUUUCAAUAGCACACACUCCGGGUGUUCUCCCAACGAGUAAAAGUACCAUUCUGCAACCUGGCAGUUGUGAUGUGCCCUUGAGUAGAGCUUAUGCUACACUACCUAGAAAGAUGGGUAACAAUAAUGGUACUGGUACAUUGACGCGUAGUCAAGCCCCCAUGCCACCUAGGCGUGAUCCUAAGACCACAUUGAGUGUGGGACGUGCGCGGGCGAAGAGCAUGGUCGCCGGCCUAGAAGCAGAGAAAGAAGAGACUGAUGACAUCACCAAGUCGAGCUCGGCAGAGUCGAUCCACCAGGGGACGCCGACCAUUGGCACACCUGUGCAACCACGUACGGCGUCAAUACGACAACGACCAACUUCAAGUCGCAUCACCUCCGCUGAAUUGGAAGAACUAUUUGAGAGGCAACGUGGCGAAGAUAACCGUACCACGUCACUCAUGACCAGUUCCAACUUCCAAACACAUAGCUCGCCGAACAAAGGUCGCGUUUACGCCAGUGUUGCUGAAAUGAAACGCUCCAAAAGCAAGGCGACGAAGGUCCGCUUCGUUGGGUCAAACAUUAGUGAACUCCAUCGCGAUUUUCAUAGCACACCAGAUCUGGCCGCCGCUCUGGCAGCGGCGUCUAGUUUAGGUAAACCACAUCGAAGCCAGGAGGAUGUGAGUCUCAAUCGUGCUCUGCCACCACCUACGCAUCCACCACCGCCGCCUCCCACAGGAGUUCAGGUGGUCAAGCUGGAAUUGCGCAGCGACUACGAGAACUUCAACAAUAAGGACGGCAAAGAGGAAGGUAUUGUGAGUUCGUUUAGACCAACGGCGGCAGCGAAACUGUACGCGUCCCCCGAGGAUAUGAAAACGGUCGGGUAUCGGUCUAAAUCGCUGCCGAAUUCGAAUCGUGGCCUGCGGAAAAGUCACAGCCUACGGACCAGCUCCACAUUCAAACCCCCCGACGCCGCCAACACGAAUCCGUACGCGCAGCCGAUUAAUCGCGCGUCGCGCUCACAUUCGCUCACCGGCGCUGGUGCGGGCAACAGAAAGAAACGGUUGAGCGUGGAUAACGGCACUCCGCCGAUUCCCGAGCCCGAUUAUAGCUGUUCAGAUAGUGAGAGUGAAGACGAAAAGGGCAAGAUGAGGCUACAAAGUCUACCACAACCGAUCGAGAAUAGUGGUAACAGUAAUGCAAGUGGUAGUAGCAGCGGAAGCAGUUCGAUUCCACACAGUUUCAGUGUGGACGAGAUACAGAAAGGCAGGUCCUUGCUCCGUUCGUCCAAAUCUUACCCCGACGACUUCCUCAAAAAGCAAGCGGCGGCGUUGGAAGAUGGCGACAACAGUUCAUCUGGAGUCAGCUCUGAUCAAGAAAUACCACCACCUAAUCUACACGAAUAUUCAGCCGAACGUGAAAGUAGUACUAGUUUAAACAAGUCGAAUCGACAACAAAUUGGAAUUGUGUCCAGACAUGCAGUGUCGUUAGCUCAAUUACCACCGCCGAUGGAAAGCGACCAAGAUGACGACUUCUGCUUGCCACCACCGCCGGAAUUCGGCGAACAUGGCGAACCUCUGCAAACGGAUGCUGUCCUCGCACCACCGCCACAAUUCAGUGAUCUUUCCGGUGGCGUUUCGAAAGUCCGCAUCGUGGGCGCCGUGCCCAAAACGCCAACGAUGGCGAAACUCAAGCAGGGCCGACUGCACAGCCAAUAACGCGCUCCCACAGCGCCAGCGUCAACAUCACCACGAAGCAGUCAUUAAUUUAUUUUACUUUCAAGUCCCAACCCAAAAUAGAAUCGAUAAAAGUAUAACGAAAAUGAGUACAUGCAAUUAUAAACGAAGUGAGCAGCACACAGACAACUUGCAACCAAAACUUGUAACAACAUAGUCAAUUUUUAAGUGGAUUUCCCGAAACAAUAAGCAAGUAUACAACGUGCGAGGUUUUUUCGAAUGCGAGAUGCAAUUUUUAGAGCACAAUAUGAAGCUUUUUCCUAUAAUAACUAUUACGAUACCAAUUUUACAAUACAAUAAGGAAUUGAACAUCAGACGAAAUGCAUCACUAUUGAAUGUUUCAAAUAAUCACAAACACACUCACAAGUUUUUCAAUGUCAUCCAAGGAAACCAUAGGCUAAUUCUCAAACCAACCACUCACUGAUUUAUUUAUUAUUAAAUUACAAAUAUUUAAAUUAUAUAUUUAUCGAAGUGCGCGUCAGGAAUGUACGACUGUUGCGCAGCUUCACGAUGUAGACGAAAAUUAAACGCAAGUUAUUAGGCAUCAUACGAUUAAACAAUGUUUAUACACGAAACAAAUACCUUAACGCGUAAACGACUACUAUAUUCACAAUAUCGCCAACUUUACACGAUACCACGAUUGAUAUUACGAGUUUAGGAGAUGGAACAAAUUAUUCUAUGAGAAAAUAUUCGUCCUGCCAAAUUUAAAUUUAAUUAAACACUGAGAGUAAAAUAUGUAUAAUGGUUUAUCUACGAGAAGAGAUGAGUACAAGGAGAUUAAGAGAAAAUGAACAAAGAAUCUCUGAAGAAUAAUUUCGAUUUACAGAUUGGCCUACAAGCAAAGACUUUUUCUUGGUUUUAUUGAUUCAAUUAAGUUCAGUGUCUCAACAUGUUUGAUACAGAUGAAGGUACUGACCGUAAAAGUGUGUGAAUUGUAUUAUAUUUUUUAUAGUAAGGUUUAUUCUUAGAUAAGUUAUUAUGCUCAAAUAUUGUAAAUGUUUUUUCCUCUAUUGUAAGCAAGCUGGUUGAAGCAGCAGGUCGUAAUGAUUGAACAACUUGUUUUUUCCACUGAGUACUGAUGUUAAAGCAAGGAAAAAUCAGCGGCGAUGUUUCACGGUUUGUUUCUCUAGCAGACACACAAAGUUGUAUUUUUCUUUCGUUUUGUAUAUACGUGUUUAAGUCGGUUCGAUUGCGUGCGGCAAGCAGCAUUACCAGGUGAUGGCGUUUUCAUUCUUGGCAGUUUCCGUAUGAACAAAUUUGUACGAUUACUGCGCGCGUGUUUAUCAUAACGUUAAAGCAAAGUUAUUUUAAGCGAAGCGAGGCGAGAUUUCUUUAAGGACCGUUUGCCAUCGCUGUCAAUGCGAAUGGCGCCGAGGUCCUUAACGAAAUCCUUUUUUUACAUUUAAAUUUAAUGUUUGUAAGGAGCAGCGGACGCAAGUGAGAGGUGGAACAAAAGAUGUGUCAAAUUUAGCCAAUAUUAAGACGUAUUAUUAUUCUACAUACAUUUAUGAACAUUUAAACGUUGAUUUUUACAUAGUUCAUAAACGCAGACUAGAUUAAUAUGCAUUACACGAACGAUAUACAUGAAAACAAAAAAAAACACGUUUUGUCUCUGUAACAUCCUCAUCUCAAUUAAAUUACAUAUAAUAUAUCUAAUUAAUAAAAUAGAGAACAUAUUAUUUAUUUAUAGAGCUGAAGACGCUAUAAAGUAAUCGAAA